Messenger RNA from Syngnathoides biaculeatus (alligator pipefish), 4865 nucleotides. RefSeq names its product RecQ helicase-like (gene recql). The transcript is spliced from 16 exons. Gene Ontology annotation, cellular component: chromosome; cytoplasm. Gene Ontology annotation, molecular function: nucleic acid binding; 3'-5' DNA helicase activity; ATP binding. Gene Ontology annotation, biological process: DNA replication; double-strand break repair via homologous recombination. NCBI's taxonomy places the organism in Eukaryota, Metazoa, Chordata, Actinopteri, Syngnathiformes, Syngnathidae. Bases 317 to 2806 code for a protein of 829 amino acids. The record is from RefSeq and is a predicted model, not a curated record.
UCCACCCCCAAAUGUGUGUCAGACAAAUUUCACGUUACAAAUACAAUUCAUAUUAAGAGUACUUUAUUUUAUUACUAUUUUUUAAGAGACACACAUUUUACAUCUACAUUUUAUCUCUAGUGUGAAGUGAUAUUUUCUCUGAAAACGAAUGCAACCUCUGAUUGGUAACCUGGGAGACAAAAACCCAGGAGAGACGUCCAAAAUAUGUUUAGUAGAACCAUAGUAACCGUGAAGUGUUUUCAGCACCAAGGAAAACGUUCUAAACGGUGUUUGAAUGGUAUUUUGUUUAAUAUUUUGACAGAUAAUUAGUCAAAACAUGGACGGCCACGGUCAGGCAAAUGACGUCCAGGCCGAGCUGGACUCCGUGGAGGCGGAGCUGGAGCUGGUGGAGCUCCAGAUCGAAGACCUCCUCGAAAAGAAAACCCAGCUGACGUCCCGCAAGGAUGCGCUGCUGCGCUCACUGGAAGACGCCUGUGAUGCCGCGUCGUCGUCAAGUCAGCCUUCUGGAAUGGCUUCAGAAAUGAGCAAAGAGGAAAUGGUGCGCUAUGACUGCAAAGACUUUGCCUGGUCCGAGGACGUGACGCGGCGCCUGAAGGAUUCGUUUCACCUUUCCAAGUUCCGACCCCUGCAGCUGAGGGCCAUCAAUCUGACGCUGUCGGGGAAAGAUCUAUUUUUGGUGAUGCCCACCGGAAGAGGGAAAAGCCUCUGCUAUCAGCUACCCGCCAUCUGUUCCGAGGGUUUUACACUGGUCGUGACUCCGCUUGUAUCACUGAUGGAGGAUCAGCUCAUGUACCUCAAGUCCAUCAACGUGCCUGCAGUAAUGCUCAAUGCCUCCAGUGGCAAGCUGCUGCCGCCGCGCUGGGUCCUGGUUAAUUCCGUUAACGGACGAGACUCCGGCAUGCUGACUAGCGGCACCGCUCACGGCUGUGAACACGCUAAGACGGUUUUAGCUGGCAUGAUUGACAAGAACGCCCCAUUUAAGCUACUUUACGUGACUCCCGAGAAAAUUGCGAAGAGCAAAAUGUUCAUGUCCCGUCUGGAGAAAGCCAACAACGCGAAUCUCCUGAGUCGCAUCGCCGUCGACGAGGUGCACUGCUGCAGCCAGUGGGGGCACGACUUCAGACCAGAUUAUAAACUGUUGGGGAUCUUGAAGAGACAGUUUCCCAAGGUCCCGGUGAUUGGGCUCACAGCCACAGCGACCAGCAACAUCCUCAAGGACUGUGGAAAGAUCCUUUGUGUUCAGCAGCCAAUCACGCUCACAGCCCCGUUCAACCGAACCAAUCUCUAUUAUGAGGUCCGUGCUAAAAUGUCUGAUGAUGCAAUAAUAAAUGACAUCACCUCACUGAUUAAGAACCGAUACAAGGACCAGUCAGGGAUCAUAUAUGUGUUCUCUCAGAAGGACGCAGAGACCGUGUCCUUUGAACUCCAAAAGAGGGACAUCUUGGCCAGCCCCUACCACGCGAACCUGCCCCCUGACGAUAAGUCUCGCACUCAUCGCAAGUGGGCUGAUGGCAAAAUCCAGGUGGUGGUAGCCACGGUGGCAUUUGGAAUGGGAAUAGACAAGCCUGAUGUUCGGUUUGUCAUCCAUCACACCAUCAGCAAGUCAGUGGAAAACUACUACCAGGAGAGUGGACGGGCAGGCCGAGACGAUCUUCCGGCCGACUGCAUCGUCUACUUCGGCUUUUCCGACAUCUUCCGCCUCAGCACGAUGGUCGUGAUGGAGAAUGUCGGUCAACAGAAGCUGAACCAGAUGGUGACUUACUGCCAGAGCGUCGACAGGUGUCGCCGUGCACUCUUGGCGCUUUAUUUUGACGAAGUGUGGGAUGACAAACAGUGCAACCAGAUGUGCGACACGUGCCGCAACGGAAAAGAUGUCAUCGUCACGGACAUCACCCAACACGCCAGGCAGGUGGUUCAGAUCUUAGAGCAGGCGGCGUCCAUGGACGAAAGGCUGACCCCGCUCAAGCUGGUGGAGGCCUGGAUGGGGAGGGGCCCCGCCAAGCACAGGAAGCUCAUAGAGACCACCAGACUUUCUCGGCCACAGGCUGAGGAUGUGAUCGUCCACCUGCUGCUCCAAGGCUACCUCAGGGAAGAUUUCAGUUUCACUCCAUACACCACUUACUUUUACCUCAUACUUGGCCGCAAAGCUCCCCUGCUGAAGAGCCAAACUCACACGCUGAGCAUGAAGAUGCACACGACAUUUUCAUUGGAUGUGCCAGCUCCCAGUGAGGAGAUCAUUGAUAAGGUCUUAGACUCUUUUGUAAAGGAAAACCGCUCCCCCCCCGAAUCGAAGCAGAAACAAUUUAAAGCACGCAAGGACCUGUCGAGAAAACCGAACCCAAACCCGAGCGGCGGGAUGGACAGAAUUGCCGCCGGAGGGGACAACAAGCGGCAUCACGUCGUUGAGGUGAAUGUCGAAAUUAAGACACCGGCUAAGUCUUGCUCGAAACGGAAGUCCACCACCCCACAAAGAGCAAGGAAGAAACCCCACGCCAGAGCAACCCCGGCAGUCAUUCCAACGCCGUUCCCAGUUCCCGACCCGCCGAGUUCUCCGUCCCAUUCCUCCUUCAUUUCCGAAACUGCGGCCGAGGAGCUGUGCGACCUGCGGGACUACUACAGGAAUCAGCUCCGGAGAAUAAACCGCAUUUCCCACGAGCGUCUGGGGCAGCCCGACGAGUCGGGGAUUCUGGCUUGCAUCCGGGGACCCUUGAAGUCCCUGCGACUGCCCCGCAGGACAAGCAUCGCCCGGUCGGCCCGCAACUUGUGGACUCGUGUCAGCGGUCGGCGGAAGCUGCUCCGGCGGUGACCUUGUCCUCACAAAACAACAAAAGAUGCCUUCAGAACUAGCGGUUUGUCGCUAUUCCACAGGUAUAACACUUUCAGUUCAGGUUUAAAUGGACUUUUUUGUUUUUGUUUUUUUUUUGGUGCUUCAUCAGUACUUAUCAUGUCUUUACUCUGUAAUUAAGCUUUGCAAAUUCACAUUUUGAUUUUCUUUUGAACCGAUCUUCUGUUAUAUGUUGUAGUAACGGUGCCGAAACUACGUUGAAGUAAGUUGAGGACCUUCAUGUCGAUAACUGUCUCCACUAUCUUCCAAAAUCGCGUUGGAAAUUUAUUUUGCACGUUUCCACUGUUAACACCUUUUGAUGCCGUGGAAGCUCUCAGCCCACGACUUGUGCUGUAAGAUGUGAUGACUAAAAAUGUCAGGAAAAGCCGACUGCAGCAUCUGAACUUGAUUUGGGUUUAAUCACAGCCAAUUAACAUCAUGGCAGUUUUAAAAGCAGUGUCACGAACCAACGGUGCGAGGGCGGACCCAAAUGCAGGACUCCAAGACGAGGACAUGAUGUUAGAUGUGGUUUUAUUUCGAAAGCUGGUCGACACCAAAAAUCAGUUCAAAAACAAGGCAGAGGCACAAAACCGCUAGGCUAGGCAGGAUCCAAAAAGACAUUCAGCAAGGUCCGAUGACUAUGGGGCAAACUAACAAUCUUAACCUGACGGGAUUAACCAAAGGGCACAGAAUCGCUGUGACGAGGAUAGGUCAACACUACACUUACUCUCAGUGGGGGAGAAUCCAACUGGCAGUGAACGCAACACACUGACACAAGGCAACAAACUGGCAACGGCAGUGACAAAAAUCCAAACUUAAAGCCCAACUGUCAUGCCUAUAGAUAUUGUAAUGAAAAGUACAUAUAACAUUAAUCACUUCAAUGUCUAUACGAAAGAAUAAAGCGCGUCGUCCAUGCGCAAAGUUGCGGAAGUCUCAUUCGACAUUCAAGUGGUAGCCAUAUUGGCUGCAUCUUCUGUCCGUGACGUCACCCCGGACAUUCGCCAUUGAAAACACGCUGUGGCCCCUACUAUGGGAGACGAACACUCCCCUUCUGACACGGAAGUUGUUUUCGAAGAACAUCUCGCAACCGAGUGAAGUGACCGGGGCAAUAUUACCCUAUUGUCUCGAGCCAUAUUUAGAUGAUAUGCGGAUCACGGCCAAACCGCCUCCCCGUCCGAUCCACCUCCGCGGCGAGAAUAAAAACAAUGCCCCCCGCGAGCGAGCGACUACGACAAUGGCGCGACCAAACCACCUUCUCAUCCGAUCACCUCUGCGGCGGUGAUAACGUUGCCUGGUGCCGUGAUGAGGCACCGCGUCCGCGGAUCACAGUUUCGGCCAGGGUAGCACUUCAACACAUUUUGCACCCCUGAUUUACAGAUUACGUCCCCCUCUCCAACUACAGCGAUGCCUCAGUUCUCGACCACAGUCCGUUCCAGAAAACGGUUCAAAAAGUGAAUUGUUUGAAAACCGAAUCGAUUUUUAGUAGCUGUAUACACACCUACCUGUCAUUUGGAGCCCACGAAGCUCUCGUCCUCUGCACCCGUGCAAUCCAUUUUUCAAGACAAAACCGGGUCUCUUGAGAACUUAUGAAGGGUAAAUCCAUCCUCCCGUGUGUUCGAACAAUAUCCAGCAAUGCAACGAGCCGGGAUUUGGCUAACACGAAGGAACAACCAGCUACCUUCCCGCAGGUAAAACUAAUAGAAACAAACGAGUCCACUUGAGGGUGGUCCUGCCAUGUACGUCACUUCCUGCUUCUUCUCGAAAACAAAUCCCUCGAGAGGAUCUUCAUGGCGGGAGUUACAAAAAGUUGAACACGUCAAAAUCAUUUUUUUUUGCCUUGCUCAUGACAAGGGGUGUCAAACUCAUUUUUGUCGCCGGCCACAGUUAGUUGCGGUUCCCCUCAGACAGGCAUCCAAGUCUUUAAUUGCCUCUUCACAUUCCCAAAAAAAAUCAUUUAUAACUGCGGGACCUUGAGUUGGGUUUCCGCACGGACUGUUUUUGUUGUUGCUUUUCCGGAGUGGGCAUUUCACGGAGUUCCCGC